Molecule: messenger RNA, 294 nt
Organism: Rotaria sp. Silwood1
Lineage: Eukaryota; Metazoa; Rotifera; Eurotatoria; Philodinida; Philodinidae
Source: the annotation of a GenBank genome assembly
AUGCCUAUUGUUACACCUAGUCAAAUCACUAAUGAAAAAGCUACUGUUAAUGUAUCACCCGCAUGGUUCCAACCAGUGAAACCUAUACCUCUGGAAAAAAUCCAUUUUCCUGCUAAUUAUAACAAAAAUUCUUCAGCGGAUGUCAGUACAUACGAAUGCUUGUCUAUGUAUCGAUUCAUAGUCAAGAAUACCGACAAUGUUGAUUUUGUUGUUGAACCAUUUUUACCUGAUGUGGGAAAUACUGAAACACUUGUAGUAGUUCUGAACAAACUUGCUCAUCAACUUGGUGCUUAA